AUUUGUGUUGACGGGGAAGCGACGCAUAUAACAGAGACGGUGGCCCUUUCUGAUCUGAAGACAUAGUCGCCAUUCAAAAAUGUGGUUGAGCACAUUUUCACGUUUUGCUCUGCCGGCCCUGCAGAGGAGCACCUCUGCUAUGACCUGCCAGGCACUGAGGGCUUGUCGUAGACCUGGGCUGGCUGCAAGUCCACUACGUGCUUGUCUGACUUCAGCGCAGCUUCGUGGGCAUCAGACACUCGGCUCAGCCUCUCUUCCCGAGGCUCGACACUCAAUGAGGCACGUCCGGGCCCUCGAUGAGGACAGGCUGCUGGAGGUGGAGUGGGAGGAUGGAGGCCAGAGCUUGUAUCCGUUCACCUGGCUGAGAGACAACUGCCAGUGUCCCCUGUGCACGCUGCAGUCGGCUCAGGCCCGAAAACUGCUGAUGGCUGAUCUCGACAUCCACACGGGAGUCGACGUUGUGGAGGUCACCAAUGACAACAAGGUGUCCAUCGUGUGGCCCGACCAGCACACCAGCGUAUUUGAUGCAGAGUGGCUCAAGAAACGCUGUUUUUCUCCUGCUGCAAGACAAGCGAUGCAAGAGGAGCACUUCCUCAAUGAGCGUUAUUACUGGGACCGCAAUCUGCGUAUUCCCACAGCAGACUACGAGGAAGUCCUGCGUGACGAUAAGGCAGCGCUGGCCUGGCUCCUGGCCCUGCGUCGCGUCGGCAUCGUCUACCUGAAGGGGGCUCCGCCAGAGCAAGGCCAUGUGGCUAGACUCGCAGAGAGGAUCGGUUAUCUCAGGCUGACUUUCUACGGGCACACAUGGCAGGUCCAAGACAAAUACAUGGCAAACAACGUGGCCUACACUUCAGGCAAGCUCAGUCUCCACACAGACUACCCUGCGUUACACUUUGCACCUGGAGUGCAGUUUCUCCACUGCAUCAACCAGGCAGUAGACGGAGGGGAGAGCGAGGUGGUGGAUGGCUUCCACAUGGCCGAGCAGCUGCAGAGAGAAGACCCCGAGGCCUUCGACACCCUCACCUCGCUCCAAGUGGACUUCACCGACACGGGGAUGGACUACUGCGACUUCAUGCUGCAGUCCAAGAAAUGCAUCAUCGAUGUUGAUGCAGAGGGUCGAGUCGCGAGGAUAAACUACAAUAACGCCACCAGAGACUCAGUGCUGGACUUGCCCCUGCAUCAGGUUCAGCCCUUCUACCGAGCACUGAAGGCCUACGUGAAUGUCAUGAACCGACCAGAGAACAUGGUCACCUACUGCAUGGAGCCGGGCGACAUCGUGACCUUCGAUAACUGGCGUCUGCUGCACGGCCGGAAGAGUUACGUCAGUACACCAGACAAGCUGCGACACCUGGAGGGCGCCUACCUGGACUGGGACGAAGUCAUGUCUCGCCUCAGGAUCCUCCGCAGCUCGGUCCAGGGGGGCAUGUGAGCCCAGGAGACUGAUACCUUUAAACAUGUAGCUUUACAGCCUUUGUGGAGAAUCUAAAUGAUGUCAGAUGGCUAUUAACUGUUAGCGGGUUAAGCUAAAUGUUGCUCUUAAAAAGCUGAAAUUACACGAGGGCAAAGUGCAAAGAUACCGAAAUAUGUAGGUACAAAAAUAUGUGACAGGUCGAAAGCUCGCUGACUGAAGUUGUCGAGCAUAAAUUGGAACAUUAUGAAACUUAAUGCAACACUGCAAUGCAAAAAUACCAUAUUAAUGGUAUUAAAAUUUCAGAAGAGACCUAAAAUAUUUUACCAAAAUAAAAUUUAAACAGGCUUUUGGACUGAUUAGUCAUGGUGACUAAUGACAAUUAAGUUUUUAUAGGCCGAUUUUUAUACAUUGUCCUUUUUACUCCACAGUUUAUCACAAUACACAUUAAUGGACAUUAAAAUAGGCAUUAUUUUUGCCUGUUGCAGUAUUACACUACCUCCUACUGUACAAUCAUGUGCCUCCACAUAGGAUGAGACAUCCUCGACUUUCUCCUUAUUCAUUCUUAAUUUCAAUAUUUGCCUUGAAGUUUUUAAACACAGUAGUGGCUUCACUGCAGCUGGCAGCACAAAGUGUAGAUUUAAAUUCAAAUGUACUUUUCUCCUCCACUCGAAUAGUGGAUAAUGUGUAGGUACAGUUUGCAAAAGUUUCAGAAAGCUCAAAAACCUCUGCAUGUAAAACCAGUUGAAGCAUUACAGGAUAAAAUGUUUGAAGUAGUUUUGGUGAACUGACCCUUUAAAUAUCCAGACUUACUGUUAUAUACAAAGCUAUCAUAUUACAAUUUAAUGUUGAUGAGCCUGUUAUGUUCACUAUUGUUACUGUAAAGCUUUCAGCCUUUGCCAAGUUAUUUAUUUAAGGCGUUUUUUGAUGUAAUCUUAAAAACAUUUAUAAAAACAUUAUGGAUGUUUUUUCUCCAAAGCAAACACAGAGACUUGCUUACCAUCAAUGUUUAUGAUUGAUGUGUGGUUUUGACUGUGUGUACACAUUUUUAAUAUGUCUUUAUUCCCUUCAUCCAGUCUUAAAUAAAACUUUUAAAAAAGAUUGUGCUAAUGUUCAAUCUGGAGCCAAAUGUUUCAAAUCAGACAAACCUGCAUUUUGUAAAAAAAAAAAAA
This is a messenger RNA of Scomber japonicus (chub mackerel), 2580 nucleotides long. RefSeq names its product butyrobetaine (gamma), 2-oxoglutarate dioxygenase (gamma-butyrobetaine hydroxylase) 1 (gene bbox1). The transcript is spliced from 8 exons. Gene Ontology annotation, molecular function: iron ion binding; gamma-butyrobetaine dioxygenase activity. Gene Ontology annotation, biological process: carnitine biosynthetic process. Gene Ontology annotation, cellular component: mitochondrion. The record is from RefSeq and is a predicted model, not a curated record. The coding region runs from base 80 to 1429 and encodes 449 amino acids. Lineage: Eukaryota; Metazoa; Chordata; Actinopteri; Scombriformes; Scombridae.